This is a messenger RNA of Cervus elaphus (red deer), 3572 nucleotides long. RefSeq names its product homeobox A3 (gene HOXA3). The record is from RefSeq and is a predicted model, not a curated record. Gene Ontology annotation, molecular function: DNA-binding transcription factor activity, RNA polymerase II-specific; RNA polymerase II cis-regulatory region sequence-specific DNA binding. The transcript has 3 exons. Bases 1323 to 2654 code for a protein of 443 amino acids. Gene Ontology annotation, cellular component: nucleus. Lineage: Eukaryota; Metazoa; Chordata; Mammalia; Artiodactyla; Cervidae. Gene Ontology annotation, biological process: regulation of transcription by RNA polymerase II.
GGAGUGGGAUGAGGAGGGGGAAUGCCAGGUUCCUCGUGAGCAGAGUUGGUCCUGUUCAGUUUCUCAUGAUGGACACAGAAAAUAUCUUGGAGGAGAGUGGACACACUUAUCUGCAGAGAGGGUCUUAGAUUGUCUUGUAGGUUAAUUCAAGGGAUGCCAGCAAACAUUCGUUCUUUUUUUUUUUUCCCUCCCUUGCAGAGACAAUUAGAUCAUUUCCCCUUACAUUUUUCAUCAUUAGAAGCCUAUAAUUUCAUGUAUCACUCAGCUAUGCACUAAGGAAAUGUGUAAGUGCAGAUUUGGCCAGGACACUUGGUCCCUCCAGAUUUUGCAAACCCUGACCCACCACUCUAGAGCCAAGCAUCUCUCUUGUAGGGGGAUCCCAUCAAACAAAACCAGCUGGACUUGGAGGAGGUGCUUCGGCCUUUUGUCAGGUAAUUAUGGGCCUUUUGGGUUUCUCCAGUGGCUGUGGUGUAUGGUGUGGGUGUUAGCAAACUCCAUACAAUGGCAGGCCAUUAGGGAGUCCACUGACUAGGCCAGUCAGUACUGGGUUUUCUUCUGAAAACAGGGCCAGCACCUUUUGCCUUUUGAUGUACUGGCCAGUUGGCCAGGGGAGACUGGAGUGCUUGGGCGUUUUGGGUUCAGCUUGUGUGUGAGUGGGAGACUGUAAGGAAAGUUUUGCGGACUAUGAGAAUGGGAACAGAACUGCUGUUCCCUUGUGUUGACUUGUGUGUAGAAAUGUAAAUAGUGCUAAGUGGCCUUGUGUAACACAUGUUGGGAUGGGGGGGGGGGAUGCCCCCAGUGUCCUACUGUCCUGGAUAAAACUUCCCCAUUGCUGGCCAAGGUCCCCCAGUUCACCUCCCUGAAAGCUAAAUGUUCUGAUUGGAAACCUAGUUCCUUCAGUGAUUCCCUAUUUCAAAUAAAAGGAUUUAAGUUGACGUAUGACCACGUGAGCACAUAAUACAGCGCAUUAUUGUGGCAUUUGGAGCGGAGACCCAGACGGGCUUUGCCUGUGAUUACGUUUUCUAGAUUCUCUACAGAGCGAGAGCUUUCCCCCCACCCCCACGCACCCACCUCCUCCUUCUUCCCCUUCUCCGGAGAGCGCUCUUCUAGCGGGUUGCAGUUUUCAGCGCUCAUGGAGCGGUUCUGGGCGAGCUAGCCGAUGGGACUCCAGGCCACACCGGGAGAAUGGCAUUUAUUUUAAGGUCUGCGCGGGGCGGCCAUUGGCUGCGGAGCGUCACGUGACCGCGGGGGCGUGCCAAUGUGCGCCCUCACGGGUGUCAAGCCCCUGUCAGAGUGUGCGAUCAAGAUCGUGAAACAACGCGAUGCAAAAAGCGACCUACUACGACAGUUCGGCGAUCUACGGUGGCUACCCUUACCAGGCAGCCAACGGGUUCGGUUAUAAUGCCAAUCAGCAGCCGUACCCGGCAUCCACAGCGUUGGGCGCCGAUGGCGAGUACCACCGACCCGCCUGUUCACUCCAGUCGCCUGCAAAUGCUGGGAGCCACCCCAAGGCGCACGAGCUGAGCGAGGCCUGUCUGCGCACCCUGAGCGGUCCGGCCAGCCAGCCUCCGGUUCUCGGCGAGCCGCCCCUGGCCCCACCGCCACCCCAGGCUGCGCCCCCUGCCCCACCGCAGCCUCCAGCUCCGCCUCAGCCCCCUGCACCCACCCCUGCCGCGCCCCCGCCCCCCUCUUCAGUCUCCCCACCUCAGAAUGGCAGCAGCAACCCCACCCCCGCCAGUGCAGCCAAGAGCCCCCUACUCAACUCGCCCACCGUGGCCAAACAAAUCUUCCCCUGGAUGAAAGAGUCUCGGCAAAACACAAAGCAGAAAACCAGCGGCUCCAGCUCAGGGGAGAGCUGCGCAGGUGACAAGAGCCCACCUGGGCAGGCAUCAUCCAAGAGGGCGCGCACGGCCUACACAAGCGCGCAGCUGGUGGAACUAGAGAAGGAAUUUCACUUCAACCGCUACCUGUGCCGGCCGCGCAGGGUGGAGAUGGCCAACCUGCUGAACCUCACUGAGCGCCAGAUCAAGAUCUGGUUCCAGAAUCGACGCAUGAAGUACAAGAAGGAUCAGAAGGGCAAGGGCAUGCUGACGUCAUCAGGGGGUCAGUCCCCAAGUCGCAGUCCCGUGCCCCCCGGCCCUGGCGGUUAUCUGAACUCUAUGCAUUCGCUGGUUAACAGCGUCCCAUACGAGCCCCAGUCGCCCCCGCCUUUCUCCAAGCCCCCUCAGGGCGCCUAUGGGUUGCCCCCUGCCUCCUACCCCGCACCCCUGCCCAGCUGCGCACCGCCGCCGCCUCCACAGAAGCGCUACACGGCGGCAGGGGCGGCCGCGGGGGGCACACCCGACUAUGAUCCACACGCGCAUGGCCUGCAGGGCAACGGCAGCUAUGGGACUCCACACUUACAGGGAAGCCCCGUCUUCGUGGGGGGCAGCUAUGUGGAGCCCAUGAGCAACUCUGGCCCGCCCCUCUUUGGCCUAACUCACCUGCCCCACGCCGCCUCGGCUGCCAUGGACUACGGGGGCGCUGGGCCACUGGGUAGCGGUCACCAUCACGGGCCCGGGCCAGGGGAACCGCAUCCAACCUACACGGACCUUACCGCCCACCAUCCUUCUCAGGGAAGAAUUCAGGAAGCCCCCAAGCUCACCCAUCUGUGAUGGUGGGCUUGGGGCUGCGCGCCAGGAGAGUCCCCCCACCCCACCCCACCCCACCAUCUUUCUUCAUUUGCUUUUUUUGUUUUAAGGUUCUUUCUGCACCUCCCUUUCCUCUCUCCUCCACCCGCCCCCGCUCUCCCCCCACCCGUUUUGUUUUCUUUGGUAACACGUUUUUAUGGUUUAUGUGACGUAGCAAUCUUGGUUGCUGGAAUGGCUGUCGGUAUCAGUAGUAAUAUGUAUCUGCUCCCGCCCCUCGCUGGGCCGCUGGCCUUGCACCCUUUACCUUCUCUACUCUUUGAUCAGAAACAGGGUAUAUGAACAAAUUUUCUAGCCAAGUUGUUCAAUGUGAAUUUGUUCGUACAUUAUGGCUCCCGAGGGGAAGCAAUUACUUUUAAUUUUUAGUUUUUUUUUUUAUUGCACUUCUUGUAAAGAGCGAGAAAAAAUCAAAGGCGCUUUGAGACAGGGGCUCCCUGUACAAGGAUGACUAAGUGUACGUCUUUCCGUGUGUGUAUGCUGGUGAAGUCAGAUUUAUUUAUAUUUUUUUUGCAAGCAUUGAAUAAUCUAAGUUUUAAAUAUUAUUUAUCCCCAUCCGUCUGUAUUUAUAUUAAAGAAAUUCUGUACCCUGAUUGUUCAGAAGGUUUCUUGGGCCUUUUGUUCAAUGGUGUAUUGGCGUACAUAGAAAAAAAAUUUUUAUUCGAAAGGGAAGUAUAAUUCCUUUAUAAAGAUGGUAAUGAUGCAAUAAUACCAGAGAGGAUCCAGCUUUUGAAAACAGUGAUCUAGGUUUGUAACAUCCGGCGAAACUGGGAAAAAAAAUGUGUAAACGCAAAAAAUGCUAGAUUUGUUUUGAGAGUUCUACAUUCCUUGCUGCUCACAUUCUGAGAAACAAAACAAAAAAAAAAAUAAAGUUUUUAUUCUGAAUAA